Metopolophium dirhodum (rose-grain aphid) is the source of this 900-nucleotide messenger RNA. Its product is annotated as mediator of RNA polymerase II transcription subunit 29-like. Gene Ontology annotation, molecular function: transcription factor binding; transcription coregulator activity. The coding region runs from base 328 to 900 and encodes 190 amino acids. The transcript has 2 exons. Gene Ontology annotation, cellular component: mediator complex. Gene Ontology annotation, biological process: regulation of transcription by RNA polymerase II. The record is from RefSeq and is a predicted model, not a curated record. NCBI's taxonomy places the organism in Eukaryota, Metazoa, Arthropoda, Insecta, Hemiptera, Aphididae.
UCACGGUCACAGUAAGUCGUAGUAAGUUGUUCUCGAACCGUGAUCUCGGUUAUAUGAGAUAACGUCAAGUAAAUAAUAUUUAGAAUUAUCAAUCGGUCAAUGUUCAAAAUAUUAUACUACAAAUAUUAAACUCCAAAUUCCAGUUCAUUAUAUUUUAUUAGUAACCGGCUUUUCCAUUUUAAAAACUUUUAUAUUAUUCUGAUCCACUGUUUUUAGACUUGUAGUAAGAGUUUACUGAUUAGUAAACACUAAAUCUGAUAUUAUUAUUAUUUUAAUAAACUUAAAGCCUAUUCACCGAAUACUGAAAUUAAUUUUAAUAGUAGAACAAUGUCUAUGCCUGUAUUUCCAUCAAAUACACCUCAAGUUCCUCAAGCCAUGCAACAAGUACAACAGCAACAACAGCAACAGCAGCAACAACAACAACAGCAACAACAACAGCAACAACAACAACAGCAACAACAACAGCAACAGCAACAAGAAAAAUUGGACAAUAUAUCAAAAGUGAAAACUCAAGUGAUUCAACUCAAAGAAUCAUUAAGUUGUGUACUUCGUGCAGCUUCAUAUACUCUACAACAAAAUCAUUAUAUUGACACAGGAUUAUUAAAAACUGUAGAAAUACCCGGUCCCCGAUUUGAGAAAACCAUUGAAGAAUUUUUUUCGAUUUGUGAUCAAAUCGAGUAUAACCUUAAGACAGCUAUCGAGUGUCAACAACAAGGUCUAAGCAGUCAACGCUAUAUACCACUAAUGGUAUAUCCUACAAGAACGGAACCAUUACCAGCUCAGGAGUUAAGUUCGCUCACAUAUCCUCAAUAUUUAAGCACUGUUCGAUCACAGAUUUCUUAUUUAAAAGAAGUUCAAGAAUUACUGCUGUCUACAACUCAAAAUAAUUCUAAUGAAUAA